GAAAUUGGAAUCGACACGUUAACGAACGGCCACAGUUUUACUUGAAGACCAGCGUUGACAAACAGACCUGGGCUAUGGCAGGGUGUGGCUCACGUCAUAAAGUCCGCCGAUGGCCUGUGUCAGACAUCACUGGGCAUCAACACAAGACUGUGUUUCCUGACAAUUGUCACGCCAAUGCGAAAGAGUUUGUGUUCGUUGUUGGCGAUUCACAUCUCAGAUCUUUUGCUGAUGGAGUUGUGAACAUGCCAGAGGGUCGGCUGUCCUUUGGUUUUAUGGCCACACCUGGAGGAGAUGCAAGAGCGUUGCGUUUGGAGAUCUCCCAUCUUGGUGAUACUCCACGUACUCCAGAUGCAGUGUGCCUGCUUGCUCCGGGGAACAACAUGACCUCAAGUCGCACUAUUGAGGAGGCUGCCAGGGCCUUUGGGACUCUCCUCAGUGUUGCAUUGCAACACUGGCCAAACAAGGUGUUUGUGGUGGAUUUCCCCAUACGGCAUGUACAUGCAACACUGGAAUACCAGCUUCUGCUAAAGCAGGAAUAUCACCGAGUUGCAGCAAAGAUGGGGGUGCGGUAUUUCUCAACCAAUGAUGUUUUCCAGCCAUCCAAAAGGCAUCUCUGGUGUCAGGAUUUGGUACACCUAAGUGAUGACAAAGGUAUGCCUCUCCUUGCGGACUUCAUUUGGAACACUUCAUACAGCAUCCUGCACAUCCCUGUCAAUCCUGUGCCACUUAGAGUGCAUCCUACACUCAAACGAUGCUUCCACAAAAACAAGAAGAAGCAUGGUACUUCAUCACAGCCACAGUGUGUUGCUCCAUCUCAGCGCUCAGCAACAUCCUAUCGGCCCUUUCCAGCUGUUAAAAUGAAGUAUGUCGACCAUGGCCAAUGGACACACCUGCUGCCUACUGUUCCAGGUAAUUCUUGCAUGCCAAUGUGUCUGUGUCCCAAUGUGUUACUGUUAAGUUGGAGACCCAUAUUUCAUUUAACUCAUGUUAUAUGUCCUUGUUUGUAGAUGUAAGGAUGCAGGUUCGGGACCGGCGGCAUUGUAUACGUCAGCAUGCUGCCAAAGGACUGUUUGUUGACAUACAGCAACGAAUUCUCAGUGGGUGUACGAUGGAACGCAUCUUUGACACAUACGUCGUAUGUUACCCUUCGGGCUACCGCCAGAACGCCAAGCCUGUCCAUGACCCAGCACCCAAGUCUGUGGCUGAGAAGAAAUCUCUGCACAUCAAAAAGCUAAGUGGUGCUGCUUCACGUCAUGUGGGUCGUAGGCCUCUGGUUGUAGUUGACAGGGUCAGAGAAGUUGUAGAACAGGAAGCUGUUAGGGACAAGGUAGUAAGGAGGAGAAAGAUACACACCAGUGUUACACAGACAGAACAGAAGCAGGAGUUGCCUACUGAGAGAGUACUGAAACAGGAGUUGGCUAGUCAGCUAGUACAGAAACAGAAGUUUGGUACAGAUGAAGGAAGUGUUGUUGGUCAGGGGGAAGGGGGUCACAUACCUUCAGAAGUAGGCAAAGGGCUUCAGGAUACACAAAACAUAAAUGGAGUAUAUAGCUGGGUGAUGGUAAGUAAUUUGUGUGUUCCCUUCCAGCACAUUUUUGAAUGUCCCAAUAAGUUUAGUAUUGCAGAACUGUGUGAUGACAACACAUUGCCAGUAACUUGUAAGCCAAAUUGGGUGAAAUCAUUGCCAAGCAAGACAUCAAAUACACUGUACAACAAAGGGGGGAUGCCUUCUGUGCAUGACACAAGUGGGGGAGAUUCAGACCAUAACAAGACAUAUAAGAACCACAUAAGAGGAGGUGUAGGUGGAGGCAACUCAAUAUUUGAGACGGCAAUUAGCAUAGCAGAGCAGCAUGGUAUCCAACUUAGAAGUGGCAAUCCAAACAAGGCCAAUGGUAAUUGCUUGUAUGAAUCUAUUAUUGAUAACAUAAAUGCAAGACAAUGUUUUGCAGAACAUUUGCCAGAAAGGCCUGAGCACUAUAGAAAGGUCUGGAAUACUGUAGGUGAACAGAAAAUUAAGGCAUCUCCAUACUAUCCAAACAUAUAUACAGAACAGCAGUGGAGAGAAGCAUGGCAAACUUUGCAGACAACUAACCAGUAUGACCUUGACUAUUUUGGUGAUAUGGCUAUCCUUAGUUGUGCUCAUACUACAAAGAAAGACAUCCUUGUUUUCAACACACCUUGGAAAACAACAACUGCUCAACCUCAUAGUCCAAUAUAUGUAAUAUCUGCAGAUGCAAUAGAUCCAGCAAAUGCAAGAGAUACUGAUGUUCCAUUGGUGUUGGCAUACAAUGGCCAUCAUUUUGAAAGCCUCAUUCCUGUUUCUCAUGUUGAUGUUAACAAAACAAUUGUUUUGGUGGAUGCGUAUAAGACUGGCACGUAUACGACUCCUAGGUCUUUAGCACAAAUGUUUCAGCUCAGUGGAAAUGAUUUACACAACACAGAAACAGAUUCUCCCACAACAAAAAAAACCAUAUGUACACAGGCCACAGAAAACCAGAAAAGAACAAAGCUUGCACCUACAACCAGUAAUGUGCACAUUCAAAAUUAUGCUCCAAAAUCCCACAAUUUAGAUGAAGGCAAUAAUACCAGCGAUACCGUAGCCAUAACUUUGCCAGAUGUAUGCAACAGUUGUCAAAAGCCAUUUCAAACGCUGCUGGUACAUUUGCGCAGAUCAAAACAAUGUCAAUUACAUUACAACUUCCAAUCUUUGCAUCAAGAAGUAAUUGUGAAACACGCAGACCAACAACCUCUAUGGCAAGGUCCCAAACGUCAAAAACUGCAAAAACAUAACCGAACUGAGGUCAAUGUAGGCCUAAACCAUGUUCAACAACAACCUCUACCAUGUCAGAAAGCGAAAGAGGCCACUCCAAUUGAAGCCAGUGCAAUAAAGAUGAAAGUUACAAGGAAGAGACAGUUGCAGGGUAAUCCUGUAGAAGUCACAGGAACAAGAAGGACGGAUCUUCUCCAGAUUCAAAAUAUAGGUCCUAAAUCCCACAAUCUACACGAAGCCAAUAAUACCAGUAAUACCAUAAUAAUGACUUCCCUAGAUGUAUGCAAGGGCUGUCAAAAGCCAUUUCAAAGGCUGAUGCUACAUUUGAGCAGGUCAGUACAAUGUCAGUUACAUUACAACAUGUCUGACAGCAACCCAAGAAUGCCUAAUCCAAGUGCAGAUGAAGUUGUUCUUGUCAAUGAAAUGGAAAUCCCAUGUCUCACAUUCUCUCCUUUCACUAUGCAGCAAAAAAAAUCACUUUGUUCAAAAAUUCACAUCAUCCACAACCCUGAAUACAUUCAUACACAAGAACCAGUUCCAAGGAAUGUCCCAAUGAGUGAUCCUUGUGAGACAAAGGCUAUUGUAGGUGAUGGGAACUGCUUUUUCAGAGCUUUGUCAUUUUCCAUUAGUGCAACUGAAAGUCAUCACAGAAAAAUCCGACUAGCUGUGGUUAAACAUAUGGAAACAAACGCACUACAGUAUGCUCCUAUUCUCCGACAUGGAUAUUUUUCUGUUGAAAACUAUGUAAAAGCAUCACGGAUGAAAUAUGUUCACACUUGGGCAACUGAGGUGGAAAUACAAGCAGCUGCAGAUCUCUUCGGAGUUGAUGUUUUCACAUACAGUCACAACAAGUGGCUCAAGUAUUCCACAACAAAUGAAAAGACAAUUGACACAGCCAUAUACCUAAAACACUGCAACGCAUCUCAUUAUGAAGUAGUUACAUGCGUUAAGCAACACAAUUCUGACCUGUGCACUAAACUCUGCAAGAAAUCCAAUGACUGUCCACAGUCACAUCAGAUAAGCAGUUCUUCAAGUCGACGUGAGCUUGACAGAAAAAACAAGCAAUAUGAAGUGAACAAACAAUUCCGAGAUGCAAAAAAUAAAACAGGAAUUAAAAGAUACCAUGAAGAUGCAAACUACAAGAAAACUAUCAAAGAACGCAGCAUAAACAAAUAUGCCACUGAUGCCCAACACCAAACAAAUGUGAAACAGUACAGUGCACAGAAAUAUGCCAUUGAUGCCCAACACCAGGCAAAUAUGAAACAAUACAGUGCACAGAAAUAUGCCACUGAUGAACAACAUCGUGCAAAUAAGAAAAAGUGCAGCAUAGACAAAUAUGCCACUCAUGACCAACACCGUGCAAGUACUAAACAGUACAGCAUA
Messenger RNA from Anguilla anguilla (European eel), 4153 nucleotides. RefSeq lists its product as uncharacterized. The coding region runs from base 75 to 1007 and encodes 310 amino acids. NCBI's taxonomy places the organism in Eukaryota, Metazoa, Chordata, Actinopteri, Anguilliformes, Anguillidae. The record is from RefSeq and is a predicted model, not a curated record. The transcript has 7 exons.